GAGAAGGAUUUAUUUGUGUCCCUGCUCUGUGCAGAGCUGAGUGAGCCUGGGCAGGACAGAGCCGGGAAUUGAUGGCAGCUCCAGCCCCAGCACCGGAGGGUAUCGGUGCCGGUGUCGGUGUCGGUGCCGGUGCCGGGCGCUGCUCGCCGGGACAGGCGGUGGCGCUGGCGGUGGCGGCCGCGCUCUGGGGCGGCUCUGCCCCGUUCCUGCGGGCGGCGGCCGCGGGGAUGGAGCGGCGGCAGCAGCAGCGGGGCCGGGGCCGCCUGCGGCAGCUGCUGGGAGAGCUCCUCUUCCUCGGCCUCAACUGCAGGUACCUGGUGCCCUUCCUGCUCAACCAGGCUGGAUCCCUCCUCUUCUACCUCACCCUGCCCUCCACAGACCUGGCCCUGGCGGUGCCACUCUGCAACUCCCUGGCUUUGAUUGUGACCUUGGUGACAGGGAAAAUCCUGGGAGAGGACAUCGGGGGCAAAAGAGCCGUGGCAGGAAUGGUGCUCACCGUGCUGGGAGUGUCCCUGUGCGUGGCCGGGGCCUGAACGGGCAGCAGAGCGGCAGGAGCUGAGCAGAGGCACCUUCAUCAUCCUCCCUCAUCAUCCUCCCUCAUCCUCCUUCAUCAUCCUCCCUCAUCAUCCUCCCUCAUCAUCCUCCCUCAUCAUCCUCCCU
Prinia subflava (tawny-flanked prinia) is the source of this 660-nucleotide messenger RNA. RefSeq names its product transmembrane protein 234 (gene TMEM234). Bases 72 to 533 code for a protein of 153 amino acids. The transcript has 4 exons. Lineage: Eukaryota; Metazoa; Chordata; Aves; Passeriformes; Cisticolidae. The record is from RefSeq and is a predicted model, not a curated record.